Molecule: messenger RNA, 1022 nt
Organism: Aspergillus caelatus
Lineage: Eukaryota; Fungi; Ascomycota; Eurotiomycetes; Eurotiales; Aspergillaceae
Product: GNAT family N-acetyltransferase
Exons: 2
Coding region: 74-760 (228 amino acids)
Molecular function (GO): acyltransferase activity, transferring groups other than amino-acyl groups
Source: RefSeq, a predicted model, not a curated record
CUAGCAUAAACCUGCAGCGGUCUCUCUCUCCAAGCAAAUUCCUGGAGUUACAGCACAGCUGAGUCGGUACAAUAUGACGCGGUACAAUAUGACGAACAAUAUUGACGUCCACUACGCCACCGAGUCUGAGGCGGCCGCCCUUGGCGGUAUUAAUAUAGCCAGUUUUAGAAAUCAACAAAUGUGGCUAAAUGCUCUGCCGGGAAUCGACCCCGAGGUCUGUACCCCGAUGAAGCAGGCUCGCUGUCUUGAGAAAAUGGCGUCCCCUGAUAUUCAUGUCUUCUCUGCAGUGGAUACCAGUGUCGAUCGGGUAGUGGGGUAUGCCCGGUGGACAGUCCCCUGGGAGGAAAAUAAAGUCGAGUUAUCCGAGGAGGGCAGGGUGAUGGUGGAGAAUGCGAAAAGUUUGAGACCGAAAGAGAUGAGAGAAGAUAUCUGGGAACUGAGCUUCAAGCUGAUGAAAGAGAAAAGGGCAGCUAACGUCAACAAAGAUGAUAUGAUUUUGGAUAUUCUAGCCAUUUCACCCGAAUACCAAGGAAAAGGGAUCGGCAGCAAACUACUACAGUGGGGGACUCAACGCGCUGAUGCCCGGAAUGCGCGAAUCUAUCUUGAGGCCACUCUCGAGGGAUACCCGCUCUAUCGCAAGUACGGGUGGCACGAAGUGGACAGACUUGUGAUCGAUUAUGCGCAAUACGGUGGUACAGGCCAGAUAACAUUCGUGCUGAUGAUGCGAGACCCUCAGAGUCCAGCCGUGAUGCAAAACUAAUCAUGUUCGACGUUCAGUUGCGUCGACACCGGUCAUCCAUCACAUCCCCAAUCAGCCUGAGGCAGCCAAAAGGUGCAUGAUAAGUGAUCAGCUGAUGGCAGAUAACGGCAGAACCUGCCUAAUAUCGCCUAGCGGCUUGGCAGGAUGAUCAUUACUAGGGGCGUUGAUUGGUCAGGGUGGGAUUUGUAUGUACAAUCGAAGCAUCCGCGUCGAACUGCCAGGAAGGGCUAAAGGCUGUGUGAUAGGUGUGCUCUUAUAAGAA